Telopea speciosissima is the source of this 1032-nucleotide messenger RNA. Its product is annotated as UPF0481 protein At3g47200-like. Lineage: Eukaryota; Viridiplantae; Streptophyta; Magnoliopsida; Proteales; Proteaceae. The transcript is spliced from 2 exons. The record is from RefSeq and is a predicted model, not a curated record. Bases 1 to 1032 code for a protein of 343 amino acids.
AUGGUUGAGGAGAGUGAUAUUAUUGCAAUUGAAAGUUCUUCAUCAAGUUCAGGAAACAACCCUCAUUGUCUAGAAAUUACUGUAGAGAGUGAUAUUAUUGCUAAGGAAAGUUCUUCAGAAAAUUCAACAAACAACCCUCGAUGUCUAGAAAUUACUGAGUCUAUCAGACAACAGCUUUCUCAGAGGAGGUUGAAGCCAUCGUCCAUGGGAUCAGCUUGUAGCAUUUUCAGAGUCCACAAUAGAAUUCGGAGAAUGAAGGACGAUGCUUAUACUUCGGAUAUGGUCUCUAUUGGCCCUUAUCACCAUGAUAUAACCAGUCUCAAGAAGUUAGUGGUAGCUCUCACGUUGUUGGAAUCUGCUGCCCGUUGCUAUUAUGAAGAGCCCAUUGAAUUAAGUUCUAUAGAAUUUGUAGGAAUGACGCUCUUGGAUGGCAUUUUCAUCCUUGAGUUAUUCCAGAAAUAUACAAAUUAUGGGCUAGGGGAUGAAGUUCUAGUGGAGGAUUCACAUUUUAGGAGAGCAAGGAUUAUGGCUGAUUUGGUAUUGCUGGAAAACCAAAUCCCCUUGUUUAUUCUUGAAACAUUAUUCAACCUGCUAAGUAAUAAGGAUAUUGCUUCCGAACAACCACAACUCAUCCAAUUGGCUCUUAAGUUAUUUCGGCCAUUGAUACCAAAUAUUAUGAAAUAUUAUGAUGAUCUUGUAGAAAUGGACAAGACAAUUCGACACAGCCAUUUACUCUGUUUGCUAUACUACACAUGUGGGAGUGCUACUCCCAGGAUCCAAAGAUCAUCUGCAUCAGCCGAAUCGCUAAACUCUAUUCCAUAUGUAUCAGAGCUCCUCCUUUUGGGGGUUGAGUUCGAGAAGAUGGAGGGAAAUGAUGUUAAGUACAUUGACAUGAAGUACAUGGAACGAGUGUUUAAAAUCACUCCCUUGUGCAUUAAUGACUACACAUAUUUCUUCUUCCAGAACCUGAUGGCUUAUGAGCUACAUCGUUUGACAGUUGGGCAUCGCAUAACAUCCUAUCGAUAUCUUUGA